CCUUUUCUUCCCCUCUCUCCCCCUCCUUGGUUUCCUAAUUCCCCCCUGAAACCUCUCUCCCCUAAGAAAAUGGAAAACCCUACCACGAAAGCAACAUCCCAAACUCCAGUCAUAACCAUUCCCAGCACUCCUCUCAUCUCUUGCUCGACGUCUUCGUCCUCCUCGUCGCCGCGCCGUCAAACAUCUUUGUCUCCGACCGCCACCCCCACCACCACUUCUCCACCUACACAGCCUCCUUCUCUGCAACCGGUGGUUCUCAGCCCAUGUGCUGCCUGCAAGAUUCUCCGCCGCCGCUGUGUCGACAAGUGCGUUUUGGCUCCAUACUUCCCACCUACCGAACCUUACAAGUUCACCAUUGCACACCGAGUUUUCGGUGCCAGCAACAUUAUCAAGUUCUUACAGGAACUUCCAGAGUCUCAGAGAGCGGAUGCAGUGAGCAGUAUGGUAUAUGAGGCAAAUGCGAGGCUCCGAGACCCAGUGUAUGGUUGCGCCGGCUCCAUAUGCCAUCUCCAGAAGCAAGUGAGCGAGCUCCAAGCACAGCUUGCCAAGUCACAGGCCGAGCUGCUUAAUUUGCAAGCUCAGCACACCAAUCUGGUCGCCCUAAUCUGCAUGGAGAUGUCCGGGAAGUACAAUAAUUCUUCUCAAGAACCCAACGUUGACCAACUCCUUGACAUGAGCUGCUUCUUGGAUGACAACGUUUCGAGCUCUACAUGGGAGUCGCUUUGGGCAUGACCGGUCAAGCUGAUGGGCUGGCGCCCUCUCGAUCAGAUCAUUAACUAUAUCAAGAUUGACCUCAAAACCUGGUCGACAUACCACGACAGUUUCAAUCUAUUGGACAAUUAAUAUAGUAUGGCAGGCAUGAGCUUCUAUUUGGUAUCGAUACACGGCUAAUGGCUUAUAUAUAGUCCCCCUUUGAUUUCAUCAAGUGUAGAUCCAAUUUGGCAUGGAAUUGCUUUUCUAGACUGGGGAAUCAACGAUCGCAGAUGUAAUGAUGAAAGGAACUAAUAGUUACAUUAGGAAUAUAUACUUGAGAUAUAUAUAUAUAUAUAUAUAUGUUACAUAUAGUAUAUAUAUUGUAGAACUUCCCCCAUGGAAAAAGGAAAAGAGUAUGGCGGGAGAUAAUGAUAUUUUGUAGUGUGAUCUUUGGCUUUGGAAAAAGUAAUGAAGGUGUUAUCCAUCUUAUACAUCA
Messenger RNA from Punica granatum (pomegranate), 1189 nucleotides. NCBI's taxonomy places the organism in Eukaryota, Viridiplantae, Streptophyta, Magnoliopsida, Myrtales, Lythraceae. The record is from RefSeq and is a predicted model, not a curated record.